This is a messenger RNA of Pygocentrus nattereri (red-bellied piranha), 2363 nucleotides long. RefSeq names its product carbohydrate sulfotransferase 11 (gene chst13). Gene Ontology annotation, cellular component: membrane. NCBI's taxonomy places the organism in Eukaryota, Metazoa, Chordata, Actinopteri, Characiformes, Serrasalmidae. Gene Ontology annotation, biological process: proteoglycan biosynthetic process; carbohydrate biosynthetic process. The transcript has 3 exons. Gene Ontology annotation, molecular function: sulfotransferase activity. The coding region runs from base 432 to 1454 and encodes 340 amino acids. The record is from RefSeq and is a predicted model, not a curated record.
GGCCGAAACUUUUUGGUACAAAGCCCUCCAUGUUUUCGAGUGAAAUCACACGAAAGCUUCACACCCACCGCACAGGGCUGCUAUAUAUGAGGAAGGAGGACAUGUAGAAGAGCCCUCAAUGGGGUUUGUGAGGGAAGCCGUGCGGCAGAAGUUUGAGGCAGCGCAGACUGAAGCAGAUGAGGCUGCCUUUAGAAUAAAGGCUACUCCAGACAACAGUGGUCAACUUUAACCCCGCCGUCAGUGCCACCAAUGCUGGUGCUUUGGCUGGUUUCUCGAGGCGUCGAGCUGAGCCUGCUUUACUAAUGGGAACGUAUGUCUUCUCUCCUCCGGGACGGAGCCCGAUUUUAACCUCGUUAACCCUCUUUGGAGAGUCUGCGUUUGGGACGGAGCCGAAAAGCCUGCUCGCAUGAGCUCCGGCCGGGAGAGGCACGAUGAUAAAGCCCAGAGUCGGUCGGAUGUUUCUGGCCACAUGCGUUUUUUCCUUCUUCAUCCUGAUCCUGUAUUUCCAGAACAACGCGAGAUCCGCUACAGAGCAGAUUUUGGGAAGGACCAGCUUGCCAGAAAAGUCUAGAAGAAGCCCCCUGCAGACGCUCUAUGACAGUGAUCAGUUGGAUCAGUCUGCGGUGGCAUCGGUGUUGCAGGGUCGGCGGGAGCUUCUGGAGCAGGCGUGUCACUCACACACCCGGAAACGGCGCCUGCUGACCCCUGAGGAUCUGCGGCACCUCAUAGUGGACGACAAGCACAACCUGCUCUACUGCUACGUGCCCAAAGUAGCCUGCACCAACUGGAAGCGGGUGCUGAUGGUGCUGACAGGCGACGGACGGUACCGCGAGCCGCUGGCCAUCCCAGCUAACGAGGCGCACGUGCCAGGCCGCCUGCGCUCACUCUCUGAGUACACCAAGACUGAGAUCAACCUACGUCUGCGCACCUACCUCAAAUUCGUGUUCGUCCGGGAACCCUUUGAGAGGUUGGUGUCCGCAUACCGGAACAAAUUCACCCGCAACUACAAUGUAGCCUUUCAUAAGCGCUACGGGACAAAGAUAAUCCGGAGGCACCGGGUCAACCCCCAGCCAGACGCGCUGGAGAAAGGCAAUGAUGUUACAUUUGAGGAGUUUGUGUACUACCUGGUGGACCCACGGACUCAGAAGGAGGAGCCAUUUAAUGAACACUGGGAGAGGGUUCACUCACUCUGCCAUCCCUGCCUAAUCCACUAUGAUGUGGUGGGAAAGUAUGAAACUUUAGAGCAGGACUCUCAGUACCUGCUUAAACUGGCCGGUGCUGACCAGGAGGUGCAGUUCCCAACUUUCUCCAAAAGCACAAGGACCACUGGAGACAUGGCGGCCAAAUUUUUCGACAACAUCAGCCCCUUCUAUCAGAAGAAACUCUUCAACCUUUUCAGAAUGGAUUUCCUGCUUUUUAACUACUCCACACCAACCUACUUGAAGUUGAGAUGAGAUGCUAUAUGCUGAAAUGCACAGAAAACGUUUUGCCUUUAAUCGACUUGAUCCAGAUGUGUACAUCAUUUGUACAUGAAUGAAAUAUAAAACAACACAAAAAGCAUAUGUGUGUUGAUAUAUUCCACUCGUGUAAAAAUGAUGUAUAUGAACCUAGCAGUCCCAAUGCGUCUCUUAUUUCACUGCGAGUGGAUUGUUUCCAGACUGUUUGCUCAUAUGCACGUCACAUUGAGCAUGUGCUGGUGUUUAAAUUCCACUCGUGUGCACUCCUGAGUGGAUCGUGCUGCUGGACGGGGGCUCGGGGGAUGCAGGCCCUGAAUAAUCCAUGGAUUCCCUGAGGGUGAAAAUGCACGGCCGAGAAUCGAUUACUAAUGGCAAUGUGCUGCAUCCACCCAGGCCUUUCCUACAGUGCCUCUGGCUGUGUUAGGUACUAACUGAACGCUCAACUACGUGCCUUUGACUCUGAAUGUUGACUAAUUGAAGCAGGAUUCUUCAUUAGCUCACAAAUGCAGAGCUCCCCCCCUCACUUUUUAAUGUCCAGUCCCAUGUUUUAUAUUUAAGGUUAUGCUGAAAUAUUUAUUGUAAACAUUGUAAAUGGCUCCUGAACUGAAGUCAGCAGAGAUUUUACCCAAGGCUGUGAAUCCAUAUUCUUUAAAAAAAACUUGACUAACAACAGUUCACUUUCUAAAUCUUUUUGCGUCUCCUUCUAGAAGCUGAGAACACGGAAAAAAGUGAUGAAAUGAAUUUUUUUGGUUCAAAUGAGUAUAUCAUUCAAUCAAAAACAAUUGAAAACAAAUAUUGCUAAAAGGUAACUUGAACUUAAAGGGGUAUUCUAGCCAAAGAAUACAAUUCAGUGUUAUUUGCUGUUAUGUAAUAUUCUGUCAUGCAAUGUUACAUUCCUGAACAUCA